UUAUAUAAUAUUUUUCAUCAUAACCCCAACAUGAAAAACAGGCAAGAAUUUACCAAAAAGAUGAACAUAUCCGAAGAAUCCUUCGCUGCUAUCGACAACUUCUACGGAAAAAUGAAAGAAAACCCUCGUCAGAAGGAAAAAUUCAUCAACAGCAUUAAGAAAGAAAUUAACAAAAUCAGUAGAAUUAAAGAUGUGUUCAAGAACCCGUCCAAUAAUUGACCUGAGGAAGACAGAGAGAGGAUAUAUAGUCUUAGGGAUAGACUGGAUGAGGAAGAUAGGAAAAUUAGGAAUUAUCAGAAGAAAGGAUACUUUUGAAGCGAUGAGGAGGAGGAGGAUAAUGGGCUGGUUGAUGUUGAAGGGGAUGACUUUUUGAUGGAUUAUUGGACUAGGUUUGGAGCGAGGUUGAAGAUUUUGAAGGAGGAGUUAGCAACUACUUCGGGGUAUCCUAAGAAGAAGAGGAUGAAGCCGGGUGUUAGUAAAAUGAUCAAAGGCCUGCAGGGCAACAUUCAAAACAUGGAAGAACAUCUCUACCUCCUCGAACAACUUCUUAAAAACAAAGACCUAGUUGACGUAGACAAGCUCGAGAACAUCUGUGAAGACAUGGACUUUUUCCUUCUACAUCCAGGGAACAAAGCCAUAAGAGAUGAGCUGAAGGACGAGUACCACCAGAUGCUGAAGGAGAUAGAACAGGAUUUGGAAGAUGAGAAGAUUGAGGAACAGAAGCAGACCAUGCACGACCAGGAGGUGGUGAAAGUGGAGGAAGUGGCACCACCGGUUUAUACGGGGAAUCCGGAUAAGCCGAAGACGAGGAAGGAGUUGAGGCAGGAGAGGUUGAGGAAGGAAGAGGAGGAGAAGAAGAAGGGUGAUAAAGGAGGCCAGACUAAGAAGAAAGAGAAGAAGGAAGUCAAGGAUAAGACUUUUAAUAUCCAAGAAGUUACUGAGGGAACCACGAUUGAUGUAAUGGACUUCAUGUCUAAGUGGGCCAAUGCCAUAGUCACUAAGGUGGAAAAAGAUAAGAUUCAGGUGAUUGUUGAAGGUGGACUUGAAAUGGAGAUUCAAAAGAGUGAGGCAAGUGAGGUCGUAGCACGAUUUGAAAGCAAAGCAGGAAAAUGAAAUCCUGAUAAGUUAGAUAAAUUGAAGAAAUCAGCUAAUAAAGAUGAAGAAGAGAAGGAAGUAAUCACAAAGAAAGCAAAUAAAGGCAAAAGACAUCAGACUAACCAACCAGCUACUCCAGUUGAAGAGCCUGAGAAGCAAGAGAAUCCCAUGAUAGACCUUGAAGACCAACUUAAAAACCCAGGACCUAUUAUCGUACCUAACACAAGAGCAGGAAAAGAGACCUCCAAGCGCAAAAAGGUCCGCAAAAAUGACUCAAUCUCCAAACCCCUCGAACCCACCCCUAAAGUCGACAACCAAAACUUCCCAAUCUUAGGCGGCACCACAAAUCCCGAUUCCAACAAAGGCUCGAUCCUGGGCACCUCCGAACCCACCCAGGCCUCUUCCCAAAAGUCAAAAUCUCGUAGUAAAAAGCGUCAAAAGUCCAAAGACUCAAGCACCCCUGUUCAAAAGCCUGCUUCUCCAAAACCCAGUUUCAACUUCACCGUAAAGCCCCAGCCGCAGAAAUUUAACGAAGCCUCUUCAGUCCUCGACAUGCUCGAGCAAAGUUAUGACGCAAUGAAGAUGGAAAGGAAAAUGGAGGACUCCGAACCCUUGAGGCCCCAAGACGCUAGAUCUACUAGGAAUGCUGAGGAAUUGGCAACCAUGGACAAAACACUGAUGAAGGGCAACAAAGAGGAUACGGGGAUUUCAGUGGAGAAAUUUGCAAAUAAAUUUGGAGAAAACACCCUGUUCUUCAUCUUUUAUUACCAGCAAAACACUUAUAAGCAACUUUUGGCUGCAGAUGAGUUGGUCAGAAGGAAUUGGUAUUAUGUACCAAAGUUCCAGACGUGGUUCUGAGAACACGAAAAAACGGAGAAAAAUUCUCCAGAGAAGCAAGUAAAGAAUGAAAAACUUUACUUUGACUUCGGGCCUGACUGGGCCAUCAAGCGGGUAAAAAUCAACAAUCGACAGAAGUAGAUAAUUAC
Molecule: messenger RNA, 2081 nt
Organism: Moneuplotes crassus
Lineage: Eukaryota; Ciliophora; Spirotrichea; Euplotida; Euplotidae
Source: the annotation of a GenBank genome assembly